Vicugna pacos (alpaca) is the source of this 1908-nucleotide messenger RNA. The record is from RefSeq and is a predicted model, not a curated record. NCBI's taxonomy places the organism in Eukaryota, Metazoa, Chordata, Mammalia, Artiodactyla, Camelidae.
GGCCUCAGGUCACACAGUGAGCAAAGCAGAGCAGGGCCAUGAACGCAGCUCUCCUGGCCACAGCCAGCCAUGCAUGAUCCCCGCAGCUGCACCCUGAGACAGACCCUGGACAGCAUCGCCAAGGCCCUUUCAUCCAAGGCUGUCACCAUGGGAGUCCUUCCAUGGGCUGACUCACUGCCUGGGGACCCAGUCACCACAAAGCCACCUGUGCCAGGGCCCUACUGGUCCCUCAGGCUCCAGGAAUGGGAGCCAAAUUCUUUUCUCCUAGCCUGAGUCACCACCCACUUGAGCUGGUGUUUUCUCUCUCAGCUUCACAUCCCCCAAAGCUGGGGUGGGAACUCGGAGCAGCACAUAGUGAAUUGAGUUGACCUUGGGCCGAAUAGUCCGGAGUGGGGAGUUGGAUGGGAACUGGAGUGAUGAAAUCCGGAGCAGGGGCUGGAGUCAGCCACUGGGAGGGCCCCACCUUCCUCACUUGCGUAGACGGGUUCCUGAGGUUUGAGGCAGCCUCCACAUCCUUCCAGCCUCCCUGAGCACCCUUCUUUUCUCUCUGCCAGUUGCUUACUUGCUCGCUCACUCACCUCUCUCCUUGGCACCAUGACCACCUGCAGCCACCAGUUCACCUCCUCCGGCUCCGUGAAGGGCUCCCGUGGCAUUGGUGGUGGCUCCAGCCGCAUGUCCUCUGUCCUGGCCAGAGGCUCCUGCCAGGCCCCCAGUGCCUAUGGGGGCCUGUCUGUCACCACCUCCUGCUACUCUUCCAGGGGAACCUGUGCUGGGGGUGGCUCUGGCGGUGGCUUCAGCAGCAGCAGUGGUGGCUUUGCUGGGGCCCUGGGUGGCGGCUUUGGUGGAGUAUAUGGUGUUGGCUUGGGUUGUGGCUUUGGUGGUGGUGAUGGGCUCCUGGUGGGCAGUGAGAAGGUGACCAUGCAGAACCUCCAUGACCACCUGGCCUCCUGCCUGGACAAGGUGAGCGCCCUGGAGGAGGCCAAUGCUGACCUGGAGGUGAAGAUCCGAGACUGGUACCAGGAUCAGGGGCCCACCACCUGUGAAUACAGCCCCUAGUUCAAGACCAUCGAGGACUCGAGGGACAAGAUCGUCGUGGCCACUGUCAAGAAAGCACAGCCUGUUUUGUAGAUUGACAGUGCCCGACAGGCGGCCAAUGACUUCAGGGCCAAGUGAGCACAUGAGUUGGCCCUGGGCCAGUGCGUGGAGGCCGACAUCGACGGCCUGUGCAGGGUGCUGGACGAGCUGACCCUGGCCAGAGCCGACCUGGAGAUGCAGAUUGAGGGCCUGAAGGAGGAGCUGGCCUACCUGGGGAAGAGCCACGAGGAGGUAGGGUUGCUGCUGGCACCAGACCCGGGGGGUGUCAGCGUGGAGGUGGACACCGCCCCCGGCCUGGCCAAGCGCAUCCUGAAUGAGAUGUGCGACCAGUACAAGAAGAUGGCGGAGAAGAACCGCAGAGAGGCUGAGGCCUGCUUCCUGUCGGAGGGGCUGAACAAAGAAGUGGCCUCUAACAGUGAGUUGCAGCGGAGCAUGAAUGAGGUGAACAAGCUCCGGAGGGCUCUCCAGGGCCUGGAGAGCGGACUGCAGUCCCAACUCUGCAUGAUGUGAAGGACAAAAGCAUCCCUGGAGAACAGCCUGGAGGAGACCAAAAACCGCUACUGUCUGCAGCUGGCCCAGAUCCAGGAGCUGAAGGAGCAGCUGGCCCAGCUGCGCUGCGAGAUGGAGCAGCAGAACCAGGAAUACAAGAUCCUGCUGGACGUGAAGACCCUGCUGGAGCAGGAGGUGGCCACCUACUGUCGCCUGCUGGAGGGUGAGGACGCCCUGUGAGUGCUCCGUGCUCCCCUGCCCCACAGGCCCAUCAGCGACCCCCCUGCCGCUCCCAGCACAUCUCACUGCUCUGCCUUUUCUCCA